CUCUUCGCCUCUUUAAAUGGUUCCAGACCUCCGCCCUCGACCCCGACGAGUUCACCCUCUCCAAUGCGCUCUCGCUCUCCGCCAAUCUCAGCACGCUGGACCAGGGAAGGCAGAUCCAAGCUUUUGUCUUCAAGAAGAAUCUACCCAUGGACGUCGCCGCCACCAACUCGCUCAUCAAUCUCUACUUCAAGUGCGGCAGCAUCGCCGACGCGGAGAAGGUGUUCGACGGGACACUGUUGGACAAGAGAGAUUUAGGAGCCUCAUCCCAAGUUAUAUUCGUGACUCAUCAGUUGCAGUGAUUGCUUAUGAUGUUGCAAAUCGUCAGUCUUUCUUAAAUACUUUAAAAUGGAUUGAAGAGGUUCGAACGGAGAGGGGAAGUGAUGUUAUUAUUGUCCUUGUUGGGAACAAAACUGACUUGGUCGACAAGAGGCAAGUCUCCAUAGAAGAAGGAGAAGGUAAAGCGCAAGAGCUCGGUGUCAUGUUUAUUAAAACAAGCGCAAAAGCUGGCUUCAAUAUAAAGGCUCUCUUUCGAAAGAUUGUGGCUGCCUUGCCCGGGAUGGAAACCUUUCUCCUCCAUGUUGCUUAGAUUUAUGAGGAAAGUGAAAGUGAGGAUGAUGGUCUUGACAUGGGUGAUGAUGAUGAUGUUGAGGAACUUGAAAAUGAAUCAGAGGCUGUUAGGAAAGAACCAACCAUUGAGAAACCUGCUCCUGUUUCAGCACCACCCAAAGAUGCUGAAAGGCAACUGUCAAAGAAGGAGCUUAAGAAAAAGGAAAUGGCAGAGCUGGAUGCACUUCUACAUGAAAUGGGCAUUGCAAAUAAAGAUAGUAAUACUGCACAAAAUGAGACAGCUAGUAAUGUCUUCUUUCACAUAAUUAGUUUAUUUUUGAUAGAUAGUAAUAAA
This is a messenger RNA of Zingiber officinale, 901 nucleotides long. Its product is annotated as ras-related protein RABH1b-like. NCBI's taxonomy places the organism in Eukaryota, Viridiplantae, Streptophyta, Magnoliopsida, Zingiberales, Zingiberaceae. The record is from RefSeq and is a predicted model, not a curated record. The transcript is spliced from 6 exons. The coding region runs from base 17 to 586 and encodes 189 amino acids. Gene Ontology annotation, molecular function: GTPase activity; GTP binding.